This is a messenger RNA of Lobosporangium transversale, 1041 nucleotides long. RefSeq names its product DNA-binding protein. The record is from RefSeq and is a predicted model, not a curated record. The transcript has 8 exons. The coding region runs from base 27 to 1013 and encodes 328 amino acids. Gene Ontology annotation, cellular component: zeta DNA polymerase complex. Lineage: Eukaryota; Fungi; Mortierellomycota; Mortierellomycetes; Mortierellales; Mortierellaceae.
UCUCAUUUCUUUAUUCAUGAACCAAAAUGAAUGAGCAUGGUGCUCGUGUUGUCUUGAGUGAUGUUAUUUGCGAGUUCCUUGAGGUUGCCAUCCAUUUGAUUCUUUUUGUCCGUGGCAUAUAUCCACCAGAGCUCUUUGAAUCAACUCAGAAGUAUGGAUGCCCAAUACGGACAGCAAGGCACCCAGGCCUUACAUCCUAUAUCCAACAAAUCAUUCGUUCCAUCAAGGCAGAACUUCAAAAGGGUACUAUCCAUCGGAUAUGUAUUGUAACAUUGGAUUCUACAGGACAAGCACUCGAUCGGUUUGUGUUCGAGAUGAGUAUGCUACAGGCAUUUGAGGGAAAGGUCCUCUCUUCUGCUCUCGCUCAAUUGGACCAAGAUCAAGAUGUCGCUAUGAAUAAUGUUGCUGCUCCAAAUUCAAAGAACAGUCGAGUCGCUUCUAUGGACGAAAAGGGGAAAAGUAAAGCUACUGAUUAUCAAAAUGACGACCAAGCAAAUUACCACGCCGAUAUUGAUGAUCCAGAAAUGGGGGAAGAAGGGGAUGAUGAAGAGGAAGAUGGUGAAGAAGCUCUUCUUUUGCGUAGGGCCUUAGCGCAUGGAAAAUAUCGUCGACAACGACAGCAACAACACCAACAACAACAACAACAACAACAGCCAUACCGCCCACAGGAGCAUGGUGAGGUACGGUUUGAGAGCCUUAUUACCUUCACGACCAAUGUAGAAGCAUUACUGAGAGCCAUACUUUUAAAGAUCAGUAUCUGCGACUCUUAUUUAAAGCCUGUGGUCGAAGAUGCUUCAUUUACCGUUGUUAUCGAGAUGAAGAACGCAGGAGUGGGGCCGGAUGCCAAGCCAGAGUUUCCUUGGACCCCAAUUUGCGAUUCUGUCCCUGGGGAACGUUCGAAACUCUCAACGAUACCUGGAAAAUCCUCUCCUCAACGCAGGAUCAUACCCGUCAAAACCAUUAGUUUCGCCGAUAUACAGUUGGAGUUAUUUAUCGAACAGUUAAAAAGCUAACAUUGAGUCAUAAUAAAGCAUUGUGCCC